This is a messenger RNA of Echinostoma caproni, 435 nucleotides long. The record is from the annotation of a GenBank genome assembly. NCBI's taxonomy places the organism in Eukaryota, Metazoa, Platyhelminthes, Trematoda, Plagiorchiida, Echinostomatidae.
AUGGAGGCAUGGCUGCGUGUAACCGCGAUAAAGCGGAAACCCUACAUAAGUUCUUUAAAGGUGUAUAAGACUCUAGCUAAUGUGGAUAAUCCGGCUUUAACCAGAUCAGCUGAUACGUCAGAGUUAUUCGAAAUUGCCAUCUGUCAAACAGAUAAAGCGGAAACCGCACUUGAGUUCUUCAAGAGCGUGUAUAGGACUCCAAUCGACUAUGAUAACCCGGGUUUAGCAGGAGCAGCCGAUACGCCACAGUUUGCGGAUAUUGUCAUCUGUGAAACAGAUGUACAUCGAGAACUCCAGACGCUGAACAAGCACAAGUCAGCAAGUCCAGAUGGAAUACAUCCAGCCAUAGUGCAGCCACUGGCUGGUGUGCUAGCCGGGCCGCUGACUGUACUUUCUAGGGAAUCAGUGCAAACUGCUACGCUACCCCAAAACUAG